Ostreobium quekettii is the source of this 188-nucleotide messenger RNA. The record is from the annotation of a GenBank genome assembly. NCBI's taxonomy places the organism in Eukaryota, Viridiplantae, Chlorophyta, Ulvophyceae, Bryopsidales, Ostreobiaceae.
AUGAGUGCUUUCGGGGGCGCCAAAGGAUACCAGCCAAAGCCGCCGGAGAAGGGAGUCUUCCCUUUGGACCACUUUGGCGAGUGCUCCAAGGAGAUGAAGCAAUACAUGAAAUGCCUAAAAGAGAAUGAGGAUGACACAGGAAGCUGUCAAGUGCAGGCAAGGGAGUAUUUCAAAUGUAGGAUGGGCAG